GAUCAUAAGUGGCAUAUAUAUUUUAGUUAGUUAUUUGAUGAGGAUGCUCUAGUCUAAUGAAUGAAUGAUGGGUUUGAGGACAAUGUGGUCGUGUGUAAGCUUCACAAUAACAUGUGGUCCUACCUCAGAAACCAGGGGAGGAGUGAAAAAGCUCAUUUUGGAGAAGCUGGAUAAGGAAUUAGCAAGAGGCGAUGAAAGGGCCGCCGUCUCUCUUGUCAAGCAAGCCCAAGCCCAGCCCGGUGGGCUCCGCUGCUUCGGUGCUGCCCGCCAGGUGCCUCAGAGACUCUAUACUUUGGAUGAAUUGAAGCUGAAUGGAAUUGAAGCCGCAUCUCUUUUGUCUCCUGUGGACACAACUCUUGGUUCAAUUGAAAGGAACCUGCAGAUUGCUGCAGUCUUGGGUGGUGCUGCUGCAUGGAAUGCCCUUGAACUUACUGCCCAGCAACUCCUGUACAUCUCUUUGGGAUUGUUGUUCUUGUGGACAUUGGACUUGGUUUCCUUUGGCGGAGGCAUUUCUGGCUUGGCUCUUGAUACAAUUGGUCAUACUUUCAGCCAAAAGUAUCACAACCGGGUUAUUCAACACGAGGCUGGACACUUUCUUAUUGCCUACUUGAUUGGCAUCCUUCCAAGGGAUUAUACACUUUCAAGUUCAGAAGCUUUGAAGAAAGAAGGGUCUCUUAAUGUUCAAGCAGGAACAACUUUUGUAGACUUUGAGUUCGUUGAGGAAACUAAUGCGGGAAAAGUGUCAGCUACGAUGCUGAACAGAUUCUCAUGUGUAGCAUUGGCUGGUGUAGCGACAGAGUAUCUAUUAUAUGGAUAUGCAGAAGGAGGUUUAGAUGAUAUUAACAAGUUGGAUGGAUUGCUCAAAAGCUUGGGAUUCACACAGAAGAAAGCGGAUUCACAGCUGAGAUGGGCAGUCUUAAAUACUAUCCUCCUUUUACGCCGUCAUGAAGAAGCUCGAGCAAAACUUGCUGAUGCCAUGUCUAUGGGGAUGUCUGUUGGCUCUUGCAUCAACGUUAUUGAAGAUGCAAUUAAUGAUGAAGACUUGGUACAGAAUAUCUGACUUGUACUUGCUUUAUGGUUCUGAAAUUUGGCAUAUACGUAGGCAAUGCAUGGCACACCAUUUUAAGAUACGCAACCUUCGCACCAAGUGAAUUUUCUGUUGUUGAUAUGUUCUUCUGAACUUGAACAUUAUCAUACCAUUAUUGCAAAAAUAUAGAAAAAAAGCUUGUGUUUCUUGAAGUGAGAGGCUAGAACAGUGUAUUGCAUUCUAAGAAGCCUGUAAUUGAUACCUCUCUGGGCCUCUGUUAUAAAUAAUAGAUCACACUGAUAUUACGAGAAAGAUGAGUUUUUGUGAAGAGAGAUUGUCCAUGAAACUACUAUAUUUCUGAAAUAUUAUUUUUGCUAAAUUUUGAUAUUUGAUUCACUUUUAAAGGUGUACUAUAUGUUCAUUA
Molecule: messenger RNA, 1451 nt
Organism: Beta vulgaris subsp. vulgaris (sugar beet)
Lineage: Eukaryota; Viridiplantae; Streptophyta; Magnoliopsida; Caryophyllales; Amaranthaceae
Exons: 7
Coding region: 65-1060 (331 amino acids)
Biological process (GO): proteolysis
Molecular function (GO): ATP binding; metalloendopeptidase activity; ATP-dependent peptidase activity
Source: RefSeq, a predicted model, not a curated record